GGCGAAUAUGAUAGUGAAAUUAGAUUCCAAUUAUUAAUUCUUUAAUCAACUGUCAAAUGACGUUUGAUUUGUGUAUCUUCAGUUAUUUAGUUUUGUUAAUAUGAAUAUAGAAUAUUUAUACAGUUUUCUUGUACUGUUUUUCACGUCGUAUAAUUUUUAUAUCGAUUGUUGACGACGAUAGUUGAAACAAUCUUGUACAGUUUUGAUCUUUAUUGCUAAGCCAACAUGCCAGGACGUAUUAAGAUCGAUAUAAUACCUCAGGAUUUACGGCAGGAGGAGACAAUAGUACAAAUAGCAGAAGCUUUGGAUAAUUUGGAUUCUGCUGUUUCUACUGUGUUUGACUGUAUCACUAACAGACUGUCUGAAAAUAGUAGCAGACUCUCGAGCAUUAAAGAAAGGGCCAUAAAGCUUCAGGGUCGGUUAAAUUUUUUACAGACAAACUUAAACUUGAAAGCUGUAAAAAUGUAUUCUGCAGCAAAAUAUCCUGCUAGUGACACAUUUAAAGAAUAUUCUAUAGCUGUGCAAGUACAGCCAAAAUGUAAGGAUUCUUUAGAAACAAUAUACAAAAGUCCAGUUCCAAUAGAAGAAUCGUCAAAGGCAAAUCUAUCAGCUAACAACAAAAUGAAGAAUGAACAAUAUCAAGCAAAUACAAAUCUAAAAGAAAAAUUGCAGUUUUAUCAUGUGAAGACAAAUCCUUCUCAAAAUGUUGACAACAAAGAAUUACUUGAGGACAAAAUACCACCACAUUUAUCUUCUGUCAGUGCAUUGCUUCUAUUUAAUAGCACAGAUAAUCCUUAUAAGAGAUCCUCUCAACAUGCUGCUCAUCAUGUUAUCGAUAGUCAGAAAAUUGAGGAUGCACCUGAUUCUAUUCUUCAGCCAUGGCAUUUGACAGAAAUGGAAUCACCAUCUGGCUACCUUUAUACUCCAACAUUGGGAGAAUUGCCACUAAUCAAUGUUCCACUAACACUCCCAGACCUGCCUGGUAUUGUAGACGACGAACGAUUUUCACUUGAUCUAAAUUCUCAAACUCCAAUAGCACCUUCUUCAGCAGUAACAACACCGACUGUGCGACUUAAUCUACCAUCACCGUUACAAUCAUCAGCCGACGAGAAAGACAAUAUAGAAAAGAUCAGGCAAGAAACACCAAAUUUACCGAAUCUAACCGAGGAUAUGACCUCGACACAAACUAUUGGUCCACCUCCAUCACCUCCACCACCUAUCAUAACAAAUCAACCAGAACCUCCUCCACCUCCUGAACCUCAGUUAAAGUCUCAAACGAAUAUAGCCCCACCACCGCCACCACCUCCACCUCCACCACCACCACCUCCAGCAUCAGAGGAACAAUCGCAACCGGAAACAUCGUCGAAGAAAACGAAACAUUCUUCAAAAGCAAAGGUGGAGACUGUCGAUGUCCAUUCGAACUUAAUGGCUGCUAUUCGUAAUGCUGGUGGACUUGGAAGAGCGAAACUGCGACAUACUGCUCCCGAUGAAAAGAGUGAAAAGCGCUGGUCAUCAGCCUCUGUCGGUGGCGAUCUUAUGGCCGAUCUUUACGCGAAAUUAUCUUUGAGACGUAAAGGAAUAGCAGGUGCAACUGCUGGCGCAUUGGAGAAAACAUCAACUCUUAUUCCACCAACUCCAAAACCCAAUGAAGCUACAGUUUCAGAUAGAAAUUCAGCCACAAGUGAAUACGACUCGCAACCAGAUACUGAUGACUGGGAAGAAUGAUCUUUUUUUCUAUUUUUUUUUGGAUUUGAAAAUACAAAUGGUUUCUAAAAAUUAACAUCUAACAUCAUUUGGACAUGAGUUGGAUGGAUCAAGCAUUGUGAUUUUAUAGUUUAAUCAGAUCAUUUUAGUGAUAUCAAGGAGUUACAGAAAAAUGGUUUGAACAGAAAAUGCUAAAAGUUCAAUGUUAGGAGAUUCGUAAAAAGUUUUAAUAUGUACAUGUAUGCAUAUAUCAGUUAUAACGAAUUAGAAAUCAAGGCUAAUUCUGUAUGAGGAUGAAUUAUAAUUACUUUAUGAGACCAAAAAAAAUAAUUUGCUAUUGAGCUCGAUUAUUUAUACAAAACUGUUUUUAAUUAACAAUAUAUAAUUGAAAUAUAUUUAAAUUGGAUCUCUGUUUAACUAUUCAAAAUUCAUAAUAGAUUACGUGCAGCCGUUUGAAAUUUAAUUUUUACAAAAUUCUAUAGAACUAUUUUUCAGUAUGUCUUAUUGAUUCUAAAAUGAUUUGCCUAAUCUAUGGAAUUGGAUUUUCUGAAUUACUUUAAUGCAGUGUCUUAUGGUUUCUAGAUAAGAAAUAUAUAAAGAGAUUCAUGCUAUUGACAUUAUGAAUGCUGCCAUAGCUUUGUCGGAUGAGUCUUAUGGAUCCCUAAUUAAGUCAAACUCUCAAAUAUUAUAAUUUUGACCAUUUAUGAAUCCAGUUUUUCGACUAAUCUGACAAAGCUGUGAAGGCUACCAUAUAUUGAAAGCAAUUUCGUCGAAAAUAAUUUCAAAUGUCUCCUGUUAUUCAUAAUAAAUUUAUUCAUAAAGAACAAUUAAUGAAUGAAGAAAAGUAAAGACUAAUAAAAAAUG
Messenger RNA from Cephus cinctus (wheat stem sawfly), 2568 nucleotides. RefSeq names its product WASH complex subunit 1. The record is from RefSeq and is a predicted model, not a curated record. Bases 226 to 1725 code for a protein of 499 amino acids. Gene Ontology annotation, cellular component: WASH complex; recycling endosome; early endosome. Gene Ontology annotation, molecular function: alpha-tubulin binding; gamma-tubulin binding; actin binding. NCBI's taxonomy places the organism in Eukaryota, Metazoa, Arthropoda, Insecta, Hymenoptera, Cephidae. The transcript is spliced from 4 exons. Gene Ontology annotation, biological process: retrograde transport, endosome to Golgi; endocytic recycling; exocytosis.